Messenger RNA from Mugil cephalus (flathead mullet), 2056 nucleotides. RefSeq lists its product as uncharacterized. The transcript is spliced from 9 exons. The coding region runs from base 125 to 1528 and encodes 467 amino acids. Lineage: Eukaryota; Metazoa; Chordata; Actinopteri; Mugiliformes; Mugilidae. The record is from RefSeq and is a predicted model, not a curated record.
CCAGUACAACCAGUUUAACAAGCUUUGUCACGUCACAAACUUAAUCGCACUUUGGCCAGGAGUGUAUUCAUCUAAUGGCUCUGCUGCAGUGUCAAGACAGCAUGUCAGUUCCUGUGUUGCUCUUAUGCCGUCGUUGACCGUCUCAUGCCCAAAAAUUCAGCGCGUUGCCGGACGCAGAGAAGGGGUGAGCUGGGACUCGGCCUGUAAAUGGAUGGAGGAAGCAAAGAAAGAUGGAGAGAGAGAAACUCAAAAACUUCAAAGUUCGAAUCAAACGCCAGAUAAUGUUCCCAAACGAAACACUUCUUGGGCCCAGAUCUCAAGGACGUCACUGCGACCCUGGUACAGCCUGGCUCCUGUUGGUGUAGUGUGGUCGGUGUGCCAGCUGGAGGCGCUCUCGCACCCGUCCGUGUCACCGCUGGACGUGUGCUGGAGGCUGCUGUCUGUGUGUUUGCUGUGGAUUAUUCUGGGAGGCUGUUUCCGUGUCCUGAAGUGCCGCCUGCAGCCAGGACACAAGCAGGGGGAGCCUCCACAGAGCAAACAGCAGGAGUUUGUAAAUGAAAACAGGAGUAACCAGUAUUCACGGAUGUCGCAGCCAAGUCGUCCGGGCAUCCACCUUCCCCUGACCCUCGCCCUGGCCGACGCCCUGCUGCUGUGUGUGCUUCAGGAGCCCCUGGGAGACCCCAGCGUGCCCCACAUUCAGGCCCUCCUCUCCAGGCUGGAGUCAGUUGCUCACACACUUGAAAAGGCCGACACAGGACCAGAGGUGACAUUGGAGGAAAUGGAUUCAAGCUCCAUAGUGAUGGACAAACUGCAGCUUAUCCGCACCUACCUGCAGCAGCGGAUAGCCUCCCUUCGUGCUCUCGUCCAGGCGCAAAGGGACUUUGAGGCCAGUGUGAAGGAAAUGCUGCAGGGCCUGGAUGGCCUCUGGGCUCAGCUGGAGGAGCUGCAUGCUGGAGUCACGCUUUCCAAACAGGGGAGCCAGGGUCAGGUGGCCUUGGCCUCCGCCCAGAAAGAUGCACAGACUUUGUUCACAGUCUUGGGCCACUACAGGAUCAGGCUUCAGUCCUGCCAGGCUCAUCUGAAUGGCAGCACACAACUACUGCAGGAUUUGACCUGGAGUCACGCUCAUACCAGCAACAGCGUGAACAGCAGCAGCGAGUCGGUGUGGACGGAGCUUUUGCUUCAGUCCAACAUUGAGCAGUUUGACAAGGUGCAGGAGAAUUUCAUCUCUCUGGAACAACAGACCUCUACCUUCCAGGCCCACCUGGAGGGACUUGGAAAAGUAAAUCAGAAGGGACACGUAGGGCCCCUCGCCCUGGCUAAUGGGGCCCAUUCGCGGCCGGCCUCUCCUCAGACUUCCACACGUGAGGGUUCGCUGGGGCACCGUAACUCGACCUCUUCGUCCGCGUCUUUCUCCUCGGUGGACGCGGACGCAGAAACAGGCGCUCGUCUCUCACUGUUUAAGAAGUCGGCGCUGCAGCUCUCCUCCACUAUUGGAUGCCUGCGUAAAUCUGCAGGCAAGAAGUGAUUUUGAAGUUCUUUGGCACAAACACUUUGCACUUUGCAGUGUUUUAGUUGGGAAGGUAUUUUCAAAUGUUGAUCAUUUGCUGGUUGCCUCAGAUUUGAGUAUUUAUUGCUUUUUGUUCCUUUGACUUGUUUGUGUACUGCUGCUAAACUAAACUGUUAAAGAAUACCUAGCAGGUCUAGGAGCAGGUUUUAAUUGUAAAGCACUUUUCAAACACAAGGGGGCACACUUUCGCCAGUUAUUGAGGAUGAACGGCGGCUUUUUAAGUGUUUAAAGUACUGAACUAUACCAUUGAACCGUACAUGCAUUAAUGUCAGAGCUCAGUCUGCUUUGAUUUAAUGCGGACUGGACCUUCGAAGGAGGAAAAUGUUGAACAUGCUGAUUAAAAAAGAAAUGUUCGUCUCCAAGAUCGCUGGAGUCUGAGAAGUCUUAUCAUUUGAUUCUGUGUUCUCAAAGUUUAAUGUGAAGUUUUGAUUAUAUGAUCAACAGCACCCUAUGCUCUCCAGUAAAAUAAAUAUAUAUAUAAAUGAG